AUGUCUGGCCCUCUCGAUCCAUUCGCUGAAUUGUGGCAGCACGAGCGCGAGCAGAUGUCUCGACUGAAUCCACCCACUAGGCGUCUUCCUCCCGGAUUGUCCGAUAUCAACAUCUCCGCUCAGCCAAACUUCAUGCGUGAUAACACCGCACUCCUCGCCAAUGGGCCUGGACCCAAGCUGGGCAAUAUCCAUCGUCCCAGCCGAAGCGACCCUGACUGGUUCCCAACAACAAGCCGGUACGACAAUCCUGACUCACCUCUAUUUCGUCGCACUGCACCAGAUUCGGCUGGACCUUCAAGAAAUGCAUUUGCUUCACGUCCAUUUGGUGUUGAUGAAACCAGCACUUCGCAAAAUGUACUCGCUUCACGACGUUUUGGUCUAAAUGAACCUAGCACUUCUUUUGCUCCACGUCCAUUUGCACUCGAUGAGCCUAGUACUUCGCGAACUGUAUUCGCUCCACGUCCAUCUGGACUCAGUGAGCCCAGUACUUCGUUUGCUCCACGUCCAUUUGCACUCGAUGAACCCAGAAAUUCGCGAAAUGUGUUCGCUCCACGUCCAUUUGGUCUCAAUGCACCCAGCACUUCGCGAAAUGGAUUCGCUUCACGUCCCUUUGGUCUCACUGGUGAAGCUAGCACUUUGGACAAUACCUUUUAUCACAGUCGGCCGAGAGUCCAACUUCACCCUAUGCCUGGCACAGAAGAAGAGAAGUUUAAGAAGCUUGAGGCCACAUUUUUGGCCGGCAAAGGGCAGGAUUCCUCGAGUACCGCGACUCGCAAGAGACCACUAGAGAUAUCUGACGAAGAUGACGAAUGUCCUUAUAGACCGCAACAAUCUCAAAACACUCCGUACGGUCUAACAAUUGCCAAGUCAUGCCCACCUCUUGAGCAGAAGGAGGCAACGGACAUGCAUACUUUGGUUUCAGAUACGGCACGUAUCGAACAUCCCUCGCAUGAAUUUACUCUGCGUGUUCCUACUACUCCCCAAGUCCGUCCACCCGGCAGUUGGCCGGAAACAACCUCAGCAGCAACACGGUUUGCCGACCUCACUAACAACUAUGUACCGGAGCAAGCUCUUAACCCUGCUUCAAGCUGGGCUGGGUUGACAGCGCGCUUGACGCGUGUCGUUGGUAACAACAUGACCAGGCGCGCUAACAACACCGCUAGAGCUGUGCGUGGUGUUGGUAACCACAUCACCCAGCGUGCCACCAAAACCGCUAGGGUUGUGCGUGUUGUUGGUCAUGAUAUAAGUCAGCGUGCUACCAUCACCGCCCGACGAGCUGUGAAUGUUGUUGGAACCUUCAAACGUCGCAUUCAGCAAGUACUCCACAGAGAUACAAAUGAGCAUGGUCCUGAAGAUCACCGAAGAGGACCACCUGCCGAUUCUGAUAUGCCGUUGCUUGACGCGGCUUCUGUUGUUGAUGAUGCUUUGAGUUCAGAUGUGAUGGAUGCCACUCUCGAGCCGCUCCAUCCUGUUGAAAUGCCGUCGCUUGACGCGGCUUCUGUUGUUGUUGAUGAUGCUUUGAGUCCAGAUGUGAUGGAUGCCACCCCCGAGCCGCUCCAUCCUGUUGAAAUGCCGUCGCCGGCGGACGGUAUUUUCGAACUUGUCGAGAUUGAUUUUAGUGGUUUCAACUUUUGGUCUAGCCGUUCCGAUUCCUCAGAUACACCCAGCUCUGGUUCGGCCACCAAGCCCAAGUCUUUGAAACGUGCCGCACCCGAAUCCGAAGACACAGUCCAUCCUUCCAAGAAGUCCGAGACCCGAGCUCCGAUGGCCUUCUCUCCCCUUCGCACACGCGGCUCAUUUGUGCGUAAAAUGUUUCCACCUGCUCACGUGGGGAGUCUUGCAGUCGCAGAGGCAAUAGAAGCCCAUCGUGCAGGAGAUCCCGAGCCACUCAAGCGCAUCAAUUACAGGAGACGAGCAUAUUUUCUCCCAUUCAUUCGCGUUCCUUCCACCGAGGUGAAGGAAACUGCUAGCCAAAGACCCAAGACGGCACAGUCUCAAGAGGUGAAAACGAAGAGUAUUUUGAAGACCAGCAGUAACGCUGUGGCCUCAUCUUCGAGGUCUUCUGUGGUCGAUGCGACUACCGUCAGCUUUUCUGAUGCCAAUCAUGAAAAGCAUACGCCAAAGCCGAAGCCCUCCCGCAAAGUUCACUUUCCUAACUCGCCUGUGACAGGCGAGCGUAUUAUAACACCUCGCAAUGCGCCUCCUGCCCCAUGGACACCGUCACCGUCACCGUCACCGCCAAGGGCACGAAUUGGACAUCUCCAGCAUCUUCUCGAUGCGCACGCGAGAAAUAUCCUUUCCAGCGAAGAAACCGAUGUUAAAGCUAUUACCGAUGAAGAGCAAAAGGAGAACAUUGCUCCUAUGGCUCCUGAUACCACGUCCCGCGAUUUGAUGAGCACUGAAGUUACGUCCCGCGAUUUGAUGAGCACUGAAGUUACGUCCCGCGAUUUGACGAGUACUAAAGUUACGCCCCGCGAUAUGUUGAGCAAUGAGUACAUGAGAACCGAAGACACGAAUAUCGAACAUGUGAAUACCAAUCAGACGACUGCUGAUGAAGUGAUCAGCCAUGAAGGUAGAUCUGUUAUUGCACAGGAAAGCAAUAUGCUCUCGCAGGAUCCCUCUACACAGGAGGCAGAGCAACACCCCAUGGGUCGAGCACUUUCUGCGCUGGAGAGCGACCGUGGCGGAAAACGAGGAAAAAGAGGGAAAAAGAAGAAGGCAGAGCCAGCAACGCCCACCCGCAAGAAUCCUCCUCGAGCGGCCCGCAGUGCGACCCCUAAGCGCUAAGUGGAUUAAACGCCUUGAAGACACCAUGGCUGGGCCACCGUCGAGGAAGGUCGCCACUACACUUUCGGGAGAGACAUUGACGACACGAGAUCUGGCAACCUGCUAUACACCGUUGGAGUGGCUGAAUGACGAAGUGAUCAACGCGUACAUGGCAUUAAUUAUCGACUACUUGCGAAGAACCAACAACAACUCUGGGCGGCAUGACAAGCCGCGAUACCACGCAUUCAAUUCUUUUUUCUUUUCCAAUUUGCGAGACAAGGGAUACGAGUCUGUCCGCAGGUGGGCGACACGGGCCAAGAUUGGAGGCAAGGCUCUCCUCAACGUCGACACGGUGUUUGUGCCUAUCCAUGACAAAUCUCACUGGACACUCAUCGUGGUCAAGCCGUGCGAUCGCACCAUCGAACACUUCGAUUCCCU
Molecule: messenger RNA, 3204 nt
Organism: Aspergillus aculeatinus CBS 121060
Lineage: Eukaryota; Fungi; Ascomycota; Eurotiomycetes; Eurotiales; Aspergillaceae
Exons: 3
Coding region: 1-2787 (928 amino acids)
Source: RefSeq, a predicted model, not a curated record